Messenger RNA from Anopheles maculipalpis, 2332 nucleotides. RefSeq names its product protein groucho-like. Gene Ontology annotation, biological process: negative regulation of canonical Wnt signaling pathway; regulation of DNA-templated transcription. Gene Ontology annotation, molecular function: transcription corepressor activity; protein binding. Bases 19 to 2292 code for a protein of 757 amino acids. The record is from RefSeq and is a predicted model, not a curated record. Gene Ontology annotation, cellular component: nucleus; transcription regulator complex. The transcript has 16 exons. Lineage: Eukaryota; Metazoa; Arthropoda; Insecta; Diptera; Culicidae.
AUCACGCUGCCACCGGAGAUGUAUCCGAAUUCAGGCAUUAACGCCGCAGCGGUUGCGGCCCGCCAUCCGGGCCCGCCGCAAUCCGCACAGCCAUUCAAAUUCACCAUAACUGAAAACUGUGAUAGGAUAAAAGAAGAGUUCAAUUUUCUUCAAGCACAGUAUCAUAAUCUGAAAAUGGAGUGUGAAAAGCUGGCUCAAGAUAAAACGGAAAUGCAGCGACAUUACGUGAUGUACUACGAAAUGUCAUAUGGUCUCAAUGUGGAAAUGCACAAACAGACGGAAAUUUCGAAAAGACUAAACGCAAUAAUCACCCAGAUCGUGCCGUUCCUGUCCCAAGAGCAUCAGCAGCAAGUGUUGACAGCUGUUGAACGAGCGAAGCAAAUCACAAUGUCGGAACUGAAUAGCGUAAUUGGGCAACAACAACGGCCCGAUUUGCCUAGGUUACUACAACAGAUGCAUGCUCAACAAAUUCCGGGUGCUCACGGUGCACCACCGAUACCGGUCGGUAUGCCUCAUCCUAGCCUUGGACCUGGUGCACUAGGCGGACCGUUAGCUCUCGGUAGCACGCCUCCUCAACAUCCCUUAGCAAUCUUGAACAAACAGGAAUUGCACAGACCGGAAGAAUCGAAAAGUAGCAAUAGUAACAUAAUGCCAUUGGAUGACAGACACCGAAGCUCAAUUUCUCCAUCGGAUCGUGAUAAAUACCGUCCAAGGACCCCCGAAUCAACACACGAGCUGAAGAAGGUUAAGAAGGAGGAAAAGGACAUGGGCCAUUCUGAUGGUGAAAAGUCGGAUCAAGAUUUAGUGGUGGAUGACGCAUCGGAGAUCAAUCCAAUGAGCCCAAUGCCCAAUCAACAUCAUAACGGAACAGCGUCGCCUCGCGAAAAUGGUAUGAUGCAAAAGAAACUGGACGUGCAGGAUCGAGAUCGGAUUGGAACACAUUCGCCCCGAUCAGGUACGUCAUCCAACGCAUCGACUCCUUCGAAUAAGAAACUGGACGACAAACCAACCACACCUAUAGCAAAGCCAGCUACUCCUACCAACUCGGUUGCAAGUAACGGUGUGCCGAAGGUGGUCAAUAAACCGCCUGUAUUGAAUCCCGGUUAUCCCCCGUACCUUGCUGGUCCGCUAAAUGGUGCUCCACACGAUUUACAAGCAGCAGCAGCAGCUGCUGCAGCGUACGGUGGCCCCGGUGUGCACAAUAAUCUGCCACAUUCGUUGAACAACUACGCCCGUGCUCCGUUGGCAUUCGAUCCCCACCCUCAGAUGCGUGCUCCCCUCGGCCCGAUUGGUAUCCCCGGUGGAAAACCAGCUUAUUCAUUUCAUGUAAAUGCUGAAGGACAAAUGCAACCAGUGCCAUUUCCCCAGGAUGCCCUAGUUGGACCUGGUAUUCCUCGUCACGCCCGUCAAAUUAGCUCCCUGAACCAUGGCGAAGUAGUGUGUGCCGUAACGAUCUCCAACCCGACAAAGUAUGUGUAUACCGGUGGUAAAGGAUGUGUAAAAGCGUGGGAUAUUUCGCAGCCAGGGAAUAAAAGUCCUGUGUCGCAGCUAGAUUGUUUGCAACGAGACAAUUACAUCCGCUCGGUGAAACUUUUACCAGAUGGACGAACGCUGAUUGUUGGAGGCGAAGCAUCUAACCUUUCCAUCUGGGAUUUAGCAAGUCCGACGCCUAGAAUAAAAGCCGAAUUAACAUCGAAUGCGCCAGCCUGUUAUGCGCUUGCCAUUUCGCCUGACUCUAAAGUGUGUUUUUCAUGUUGUUCGGAUGGUAACAUUGCCGUUUGGGAUCUUCAAAAUCAGACACUAGUACGACAAUUCCAAGGGCACACCGAUGGAGCUUCCUGCAUUGACAUUAGUGCCGAUGGCUCCAAGCUUUGGACGGGUGGUUUAGAUAAUACCGUACGUUCAUGGGACCUGCGAGAGGGAAGACAGCUACAACAACAUGAUUUUAGUUCGCAGAUCUUCUCUCUUGGAUACUGUCCAACGGGUGAAUGGCUUGCCGUGGGAAUGGAAAAUUCGAAUGUGGAAGUGUUGCACGCUACCAAGCCCGACAAGUAUCAGCUACAUUUGCACGAAAGCUGUGUGCUGAGUUUGAAAUUUGCCGCCUGCGGCAAAUGGUUCGUUUCGACUGGUAAGGACAAUUUACUGAACGCGUGGAGAACGCCUUAUGGAGCCUCAAUUUUCCAGUCGAAGGAAUCUUCCUCGGUGCUAAGCUGUGAUAUAUCCGCCGAUGACAAAUACAUAGUUACGGGCUCGGGAGACAAAAAGGCUACUGUUUACGAAGUCAUCUAUUAAAGUUGGUGGGUAGGGCUAGUAUUAAGCAGAGCAAUAGAGC